AUGAUGUCACAGAAACCGGAACUUCUGAAAGGCUGCUUUGUUUUUGCUAAUGGAGAUGUCUACGAGGGCGAAUACGCAGUGACCAAUUCUGGCAUACGCAGACAUGGAUUCGGGAAGUAUAUUAGACCGACUUUUCAUGUGCAUGAUAUGGAACAGGAAAAAUUGCUUAAACGAGAGGAAAGCACUGAGACAGCUGAAGAGGAUAGCGAUGAAGAGAAGAAUGCCGAUGCCAGAAAACCAAUCUCUAAACUUAUAUACGAGGGUGAUUGGAUAGACGACCAGAUGACUGGUGAAUGCAAGAUUUGGUUUCCUGGCGGAUGCUAUUAUGAAGGUUCGGUUUACAAAAAUCGGUAACUCUUUCUAAACGCUUUUCGCAUACAGCGUAUGGUAUUUCGUUUUCCAAAAUAAUCCAGAGAUAGAUUUUUAAAGAGUGGUUCAGAACUGUAAUUGUUUCUGUGGCGUUGGUAGAUUCUGACGGGUAGAUUUUUAUUUUACAUCAAAAAACCUGUUUCUAAAGUGCCACAUGCAUAUAUUUUAAAAUAUUCCUUUACGAGAACAACAUUUUCCGUAAUUUUAUUAAAAUGCAUACAGUUCGUUCAGUCUUAAGCACUGCUGGUCGAUAUCUCCAAAUGGAGAACCGAAAGAGAAGUUGCCCACUCUCGAACAAAUAUCUUUUUCUAAGAACUACGAAAAUCUAUAUUUGGCGAGUGCCCUUGUUGAUUCUGGGACUCAAAACAAAAUGAUAUUCAUAUAAGAUCUAAAUGGCGUCUUAACCAUACAGUCGGAGUCUUAAAAUGAUAGAAAAUUACCAAAUGCUUGGCACACCAAAUUUUUUUGCAGCAAAUAUUUAAAGACGAGAGACAUUGUUUACUUCGUAUUAAAACUAAAAUUAUUUGCCUUCAAAAUUAUAUGAACGGAGGACAUAAGACAUAAAAGCAACCAGCAUUCGCAGACGUUAGUAAUAUAUCGAGUAAACAUGCCUCUGAACACCGUAAUACAUUCCAGACUUUCAGUUUCAUUGAAUUUGGCAGUUCUAAGGCAGUUUUAACAUUUAGCUGUUGAAAAGCGACAAAGGAGUCGUUUAAAAUCUUGUCCAGGGAGACGCUGGUAUUCGCCAAGAGUUUUUUCAGUUUUCUCCAAGUGCAGUGCAUUUUGUCAGAUUUUUUAAUGUGAAUAUUUUGUAAUAAGGACAUUUAAAAAAACAGUAUUUGACUUAAGUUCUCUCGAAGGUGUCCGAAGGGACUCGAAAAUUUUGUUCUAAAGACUUUGUCUCGAUGCCUUUUAAUAAGUUCGGAAAUUCUCUUUGGAUAUCUUAAUUUGUAAUCUGCAGACGCGCUGAUGCACGAAUCCACUGGAAAUCCACGAGAAUCUUUAUGAGCAUAUGUAAUAAUUAUAAGUGGAGAAAGAGGAAGUCACUUUCAUAAUGUCUCAAGUAAAAUACUUUCCGACAAAUGUGUAUUUGCAUGACUAAGUAAUUAUUUUUUAGUCUCAUAAACGGGACGUUGUUUUGAGAUCUAUGGCAAACACAUGACAAAAUUAGAAAGCUGUGUCUACUCUUUAUUUUGGACAAAAGUUUGAUUUAUCUCACUAGUUAUUUUUUACUGUUUCUUGCCUCCUUGCCUUAAAAACAAAUUUUUCUAGUAAAUUUGGAGUCUUUUUUUAGGGUUUAAGUAGGCUUUUUGCGGAACAUUCCGAGAGAGAGCUAAGUAUUCUUCAUAAGUCAACUAAACAAGAUAUAUAAGUCAAUGACUAACUGAAAGUCCGUAAAAAGCGGAGCAUGCAUGUUUAUGCGUUAAUUCCUAUGCCUACUAGUUGCAAAGUUAAUGCUGUAAAACUAUGUUAAUCGAUUCAGUCAUGUGUCAGUUGCCUAUCAUCUAGAACGCACAAUUACUGAAAACUACCAUGUUUGAGUAGACUGGGAAAUUGUAGAUAUCCGUAGCACACAGCGUCGGGCGUAUGCUCUGAUAAACGGAUGACCAAAAAAGAAAGAAUAAAUUUUAUCCCAGAAAGGAAAGCCCAGAGUGGUUUUCUGAGUGGCUUAGCGUGAGCUCAAAGUAAUUUUGUACUGGGAAAUUUUGAGAAGACUUUAUCUCAAGUAGAGAGAGGAAAUUCGGGAAUCCUGUUCGCAGUAAAGUGCAGGCAUCGCGGACACCAAAUACGCGUCAGUAUAUGCACAGUUAAGGUUUGUCGAUGGGAGCUGACGAUUUUCAUUCGCGCAAAGCUAAUCCCUGGACGAUAUGGUGAUCAACAAUAUUAUUAUCGCUACUUGCAAGUUUUGAGUAACGUUUUUAUUUUAUUCCAGUUUACACGGGAGGGGAAUGUACAGAUGGCCCAACGGCCUCUCGCUCCGAGCUGUCUUUUACGAUGACUAUAUAAUGGAAAACUCCGCCAUUGAACUCACAGAUUCCAAAGGCGAAAUUUGGAAAGGCAAAAUUUCUGAAUCACAACAAUCCGAGUUAUCACCCCUGGACUUUAAUAAACUGGAGGAAAAAAUGGCACCGGAGAAUCUGAAAAGCUUUAAUGCUUUACGCUUUCUUUUAAAAAACAUGUAA
This is a messenger RNA of Spirometra erinaceieuropaei, 2552 nucleotides long. NCBI's taxonomy places the organism in Eukaryota, Metazoa, Platyhelminthes, Cestoda, Diphyllobothriidea, Diphyllobothriidae. The record is from the annotation of a GenBank genome assembly.